GGAGGAGCGGAGGGCCCAUGAAUUCAUGAAUUAAAUAGUACUGAGGCGCUGAAAGUACGUAUUUACAUCAACAAUGAAAGACAGGACUGAGACGAGAGGAGAAAGUUGUCAGAGAGAGCUGCAAACUAAACUUCUUGAGGAGUUGCACUUAAAACAAGACAAGAUACCGAGGAGGAUAGAGAGAGGGGGGCAGAUAGACAUAAUUAGUCGGUAACAUUUGACUCUGACUAACUUAUUGCUAUCAAGCCGAUUAUAUAUAGCCUAGGCUAUUUUUUUUAACUUGACCGAUUUUGUAUAGCAUAUUUGCACAAAUAUUUAAAUGUAAAGCCUAUAAUUGUUUUGAAUUAGUACUGUUUCAUAUGAGUGAUGAACAUGAUGAGAACUGCGCGGUUUGUCACUCUUCUGGAGCGGAUGAUGUCGACGAAGACGCAAGGAACGCGCUUCUCUCCGUCCUGAACGCUUUCACAACUUUCGCCUCGGAUUGUCUCCUGAAACUGGAAAACAGCAGCGACUGUUGUGAAUCACAAAGAGAGAGAGAGAGAGAGAGAACUCUGGAUUCAAGUCCUCAGUGAAAAGUUAUGACCUCUGCCACGCCCCCUUCUUCCCGUAGCUCCUCCCCACAGAAGGUCUGCCACUCCCAGACACAGACAGAUGUUCUAAAGCCACUCCUAGGUGGAGGAGGCGGGACUCCGACAGAAAACGGACCUGCAGCAUUGAGACGCCGUCGACGGGUGCUAUCUAAAGAUGGGCGGAGCAAUGUACGUAUCGAACACAUUAGUGGUCGAGGGAGGCUUUACCUGCGUGACCUGUGGACGACCUUCCUGGACAUGCAGUGGCGUUACAAGCUUUUUCUGUUUUCUGCCACCUUCGCUGGCACCUGGUUUGUUUUUGGAGUGCUGUGGUACAUAGUGGCACUUGUGCAUGGAGAUUUGCUAGAGUUCGACCCUCCGUCCAACCACACACCAUGUGUGAUGCAGGUCCAAACCCUGACGGCAGCAUUCCUUUUCUCCCUGGAAUCACAAACUACGAUUGGUUAUGGCUUUCGCUGCAUCACUGAGGAAUGUCCUCUUGCUAUCAUUCUGCUUAUUGUCCAACUUGUCAUCACCAUGUUGAUGGAGAUCUUCAUCACUGGAAGCUUCCUUGCCAAGGUAGCACGGCCGAAAAAACGUGGUGAGACGGUGAAGUUCAGUCAACAUGCUGUGGUCGCCAAUCAUGAGGGCCGACCUUGUCUUAUGAUCCGUGUCGCUAACUUGCGUAAGAGUCUCCUUUUAGGCUGCCAGAUGACAGGUAAGCUGCUGCAGACGUCCCUGACUAAAGAGGGUGAGACGGUGCGUCUGGACCAGAGGAAUGUAGCCUUCCAAGUGGACACAUCCAGUGAGAGCCCCUUCCUCAUCUUGCCCCUCACUUACUACCAUGUGAUUGAUGACAACAGUCCAAUGCGGGCCUGGGCUGCCAAAGGUGGUGGGUGGACAGAUCCAGAGCUGGCUGACUUUGAGCUGCUUGUGAUCAUGAGUGCUACCGUGGAGCCGACCUCGGCCACCUGCCAAGUUCGCACCUCCUACCUGCCCGAUGAGAUCCUGUGGGGCUAUGAGUUUCCACCUGUUGUCUCCCUCUCCCCCUCUGGAAAGUAUGUAGCUGAUUUUACCUUCUUUGACAAGGUUGCCAAGACCAAGACCAUGCCCCUUUUCAAGCAAGCCCCGCCUCCAAACAACCAGUCACCACAACAUCAAGGCAAUGGAGACCAACGGGCGGAUGUGGAGAAGAUGCGAUUGGAGGAGAGUUACCGGGAGGAAAGGGGGCGGGGCAGGGGGCGUGUCCAAAAACAGCUUAGCAUCCGCAUUAGUAAUGUCUAGAGAGCGAAAUACAGAUGAAUGAAUGAAUGAAGGGGGGGAUCAGAUGGAGAUAAAUUGCUUGACUACUUGUUUGAUUCAGUGUUCGCCAACUUUUGUUGAUGCCACUGAGCUAACCUGUUAUUCAAGGUAGCAUGCCAGUAGAGUUUGCUAGCACUGAAAUGCACUGGCAUACAAGCAUGAAACAGAGAAGAUAAGAGAGCGACUAUGUUUGGAAUAGCACACUAACAUACUACACCUGCUGUUUCUGCAGUAUAUAGUAUGUAUAUACUGUGCAUAGCAUGCACGUGGUCUGUAUGAACAGAACACAUAAUGAUCUACUAUGGGAAAAUGAUUGGAAAAGCAUGCCUUCUCCUACAUAUUUGCAAAACUCCUAAAAUAUACUUUUACACUUACAACUCACUGCAGUUUCUGGUCACAGUAAAGAACCAACAACUUAUAUUCCUUUUCAAACUAAUUAUGAUUACAAGGACAGAUUAUUGAUUGUUAAAAGCCUAUUUUCACAUGGUAACUUGAACAAUACUAUGUUAUGGGCU
This is a messenger RNA of Carassius carassius (crucian carp), 2386 nucleotides long. RefSeq names its product ATP-sensitive inward rectifier potassium channel 10-like. Lineage: Eukaryota; Metazoa; Chordata; Actinopteri; Cypriniformes; Cyprinidae. The record is from RefSeq and is a predicted model, not a curated record. Gene Ontology annotation, biological process: regulation of monoatomic ion transmembrane transport; potassium ion import across plasma membrane. Gene Ontology annotation, molecular function: inward rectifier potassium channel activity. Gene Ontology annotation, cellular component: plasma membrane. Bases 579 to 1853 code for a protein of 424 amino acids. The transcript is spliced from 6 exons.